UCACAGGUUGAACAUCGACUAUUCCGCGUACAUCGUUAUUUCUUGGAGCGCGAGUCGCCCUACUUCAAGCGAACCUUCUUGGGACCGUUUUCGCAGACCUCGAAGAACCCCUUUGAUAACAGCCCUAUCAUCUUGGCAGACGUCUCGAUCGAAGAGUUCCGUACUUUAUUGGACUUCAUCUACCAAGGGAUGCACAGGCGCCCGCAGACUCCAGCUUAUUGGACCUCUCUUUUGUCCAUCGCCACCAAAUACGAAUUCCCAGCAAUCAGGACGCGAGCCAUCGCAGAGCUCAAGAGCCCUGACGCCGCCUUGGACCCCAUCGCGGAAAUCGUGCUGGCCAUGACUUACGCGAUACCGGAAUGGCUACCCGGUGCGUAUCAGAAGGUCUGCCUGCGUCCCUCCCCGCUCGAAGUGGAGGAGGCUGAGCGGCUCGGCCUAAGGACGGCGAUGAUGCUCGCCAAGGCACGCGAGCUCGUGAGGACGGCGGUGGCUCAGACGCGCGCCCUGAGGAUGCCGCCGGAUAACGAGGAAACGGUGAAAGCAUACGCGAAGGAGGAUGAAGCGGCAGCGUCAAAGAUAGUGGUGGAGGUGUUCGGCCCUGAAGCCGUGGCGUCCGCGUGA
Punctularia strigosozonata HHB-11173 SS5 is the source of this 621-nucleotide messenger RNA. RefSeq lists its product as uncharacterized. Gene Ontology annotation, molecular function: protein binding. Lineage: Eukaryota; Fungi; Basidiomycota; Agaricomycetes; Corticiales; Punctulariaceae. The record is from RefSeq and is a predicted model, not a curated record. The annotation marks the transcript as partial. The transcript is spliced from 2 exons.